Messenger RNA from Penicillium olsonii, 1614 nucleotides. The record is from the annotation of a GenBank genome assembly. Lineage: Eukaryota; Fungi; Ascomycota; Eurotiomycetes; Eurotiales; Aspergillaceae.
AUGAGUGUCGCCAAAUCUGCCGAACCAGCGCCCUAUGAGUCGAUCCGGCAACGAUCCCUCGCUGUUGCUGCGCAGGUAAAGGAGGAGCAGGGGUGGCUGGAGAGAAAGCUCAAACCCAAGACAGUAUCGGCGAGAUAUCCUUUCAAAGGGAAACUAUUGCUGUACGCAACAUGUGGCUUUGGAAGUUUAGGAGAUGCAUUGUUCGGUUUUAAUUCCGGUAUCAUGUCCGGCUUGCUGGUCAACGAGGUCUUCAUAUCUCGCUUUUUCAGCAACUAUGGAGGUGCCGACGGGACCACAAGUGGCGUUGAUCCUUCAAUCACGGGCAUUUCAGUCGCAUGUCUACAAGCGGCGGCGGCGGUUGGAUCUCUGAUUGCCGGGCGACUUGGAGACAUCAUUGGCCGAAAGAAAUGUGUCCGCGUCGGCGCAUUCAUUUACUUCUUCACCUCGUUCAUGCAGAUGUUCGCCCCUGACUUCGCUACAUUCAUUGCGGGUCGUACUAUUCAAGGAAUUGGCAUCGGCUUCCUGUCCAUGACGGUGCCUAUCAUUCAGACAGAAAUCGCAGCUGCAAAUCGGCGUGGUCUGAUGGUUGGAAUUGAAUAUACCUUCCAGAUUGCAGGAUACAUGCUUUCGUGCUGGGUCGACUAUGGUUUCAACUUCUUGCUACCUGAUCAUUUGUCGUGGCAAGGCCCUUUUAUCGUUCAGAUCGUUCUCUCUUUUGUCUUACUGGCCAUGUCAUUCUUCCUGCCAGAGACACCCCGAUGGUUGGCAAUCAAUGGAUUCGUAGACGAAAGUCUACAGACGAUCGCGGAUCUGCAUUCCAAUGGUGAUACACAAGCGGAUCACGUCCAGCGAACCUUCCUUGAAAUCCACGAGGCGGUCAUCUAUGAGAGUAACCUGGGGAAAUCCAGCUGGACAGAAAUGUUCACCCGGUAUCGAAAGCGAACUAUUGUCGGAAUCACUGUGCAAAUGUUUGCUCAGAUCAACGGCAUCAACAUCAUUUCUUUCUAUCUCCCGAGUACUCUUUCAUCGGCCGGUUACGACAACCGAAAAUCUCUCUUGUAUACUGCCGCGAAUGCCUUACCUUACACAGCUGCAACAAUUGCUACUUGGUGGCUCGCCGACAAUUGGGGCCGGAAGCCUCUACUCAUUUCUGGAGGCAUCGGUAUGGCAGUCCUUCUAGCAAUCGUCUGUGUCUUCACACAACUCGACUUGGACAUUCAAGUCAAAGCAAACGGCCAAUAUGCUUUCGUCAUGCUCUAUAAUAUCCUUUACGGAUUCACCUGGGGCCCUAUGCCCUGGCUUUUGCCCGCGGAAAUCUUCCCUCUCCGUGGAAGAAGCAAAGGUAUGGCCUUGGCCACGACCAGCAAUUGGGUCUUCAAUUUUAUCAUUGGCAUGGUGUCUCCUGAUGCAUUUGCUGGAAUCCAUGGGUAUUUCUACAUUGUCAUUGCAGGUUUCUGUCUUUCCUCGGCAACCCUCGUCCAUUUCUAUUACGUCGAGACCGCACAUCAUUCUCUUGAAGAGAUUGCUGUUGCAUUUGGAGACAAGGCUUUCGCUGAUUGUGACGUUGAAGUCAUGGAAGAAGCUAACAGUGAGACCAUUGAGCAUUCUGCAUGA